This is a messenger RNA of Vanrija pseudolonga, 950 nucleotides long. RefSeq names its product putative ATP-dependent kinase TDA10 (gene TDA10). The record is from RefSeq and is a predicted model, not a curated record. Gene Ontology annotation, cellular component: cytoplasm. NCBI's taxonomy places the organism in Eukaryota, Fungi, Basidiomycota, Tremellomycetes, Trichosporonales, Trichosporonaceae. Bases 44 to 922 code for a protein of 292 amino acids. The transcript has 3 exons.
CUUGCAUCUUGUUUCCUCUCUUAUCCCAACCCAACACCUCAGCAUGGCCUCGAGCGCAAUCAGGUUCAAAGCAGAGCUCCUGUCGACAUUCGUGAGCAAGCAGGUCGCCGCCGCCGGGCUCGGCGUCAAGGCAGGAAAGCGGCCACUGCUCGUCUCGAUGCAGGGGCCCCAGGGCUCCGGCAAGAGCACACUGGCUGCGGAAAUGGUCAAGGUGCUGGCGGAUGAGCAUGGCCUCAAGUGUGCUGUCGCGUCAAUGGAUGACUUCUAUCUCACCUACGCCGGCCUCAAGGCUGUCGCAUCAGCCAACCCCAACAACUCGCUACUCUCUGGACGCGGCCCUCCUGGUACACACGACUUGCCACUCCUCUCUUCCACGCUCGCCCGUCUCCGCGACGGCCCGGCCCCGUCCCAGACCAACCCUCUCCACAUCCCCACGUUUGACAAGUCACAGAACGAGGGAUACGGCGAGCGCUCGACCGUCACCGAAGACAUCACCGCCCCAAUCGACGUCUUUGUCCUCGAAGGCUGGAGUCUUGGCUUUGCGCCAGUCGACGCCGACACUCUUCGCGAGCGCUGGGCCGAUGGCCGUGUUGCCUCACGCCAUCCUAUAGAGAGCCUGCAAACCCUCGACACCAAUCUGGCGGAGACUGAACGCUCCACUGGAGACAAGUUUGACUGUCACAUCGCCAUCCGCCCCAUCUCGUACGACUUUGUGUACGACUGGCGCCUGCAAGCGGAACACAACAUGAAGGCAAAGAACGGCGGCAAGGGCAUGACGGAUGACGUCGUGCGGGCGUUUGUCGACCGCUACAUGCCUGUCUACGAAGUGUUUGGCGAGGGGCUGCCAGAACGCCAGGCGCUGGUGCUCACCUUUGACAAGAACCGCGAGGUUGUGGACCCCAGUGUGGACGAGGGGGCAUAGGGCGUGGAUGCACCAUCAUCUCUAUUGA